AUGUCUGUCCAAGCUAAAUGGAGCAAGCUGCUCAACGCGGAGAUCCUCCAACGCUCGUCACAGGCACUCUCCGUCGUUGGCAACAAAGUCUACGUGUUUGGCGGAGAGUUGCGACCCCGAGAACCCCGCGAUAAUGUUGUGCAUGUAGUAUCACUUGAUGACCAAGAGGCUAGGAUCAGCUCUAUGCCCUCCCAAUCCGACGCACCCUCUCCUCGAGUCGGCACAGCAUCUACAACCUUGAAAGAGAGCAUCUAUCUCUUUUCUGGCCGUGGCGGAGCUGCAAUGGCUCCUAUCGAUGAGCAGGGUGCCAUCUGGAAAUUCGAUACCACCACGAGACAAUGGUCUCUUCUAUCUCCAGCAGAUGCCGUCAAUGUUCCAGAGCCACGCAGUUACCAUUGCGCCUGCAGCGACCAGAAAGAUACCUUAUAUAUUCACGCUGGAUGUCCUGAGAAAGGUCGCUUAUCGGACCUGUGGUCAUUUAACUUGGGCACUAAACAAUGGAAACAACUCACUUCUGCCCCAGACCCAGCUCGGGGUGGUACUUCUAUUACUUUCGCAGACGGCAAACUCUACCGAAUGAAUGGUUUCGAUGGAAAGACCGAGCAGGGCGGAAGCAUCGACGUAUACACUCCCGAAACGGAUACCUGGGAAUCACACUCGUACAAGCCAGACGGCGAAUCCGGCCCGAUUGCACGAAGUGUAUGCGCUUUGGUUCCGGUCGUUGUUGGCAACAAAUCUUACGUUGUCACCUUAUUUGGAGAAAGCGACCCGAGCAAUCUAGGACACCAAGGUGCCGGCAAAAUGCUGGACGAUGUAUGGGCGUUUGACAUCUCCGGCAAGACAUGGCACAAGGUUGAUGCCCAGAGCAAUGCAGUUCCUGACGCACGAGGAUGGUUUGACGCUGAUGUUGUCGGCCAGGACAUGAUUAUCGUACAGGGAGGAUUGGGGGAGGCGAAUAACCGUUUGGGAGAUGUUUGGAGUCUCAGCUUUGUAUAG
This is a messenger RNA of Talaromyces marneffei, 996 nucleotides long. RefSeq lists its product as uncharacterized. Bases 1 to 996 code for a protein of 331 amino acids. Lineage: Eukaryota; Fungi; Ascomycota; Eurotiomycetes; Eurotiales; Trichocomaceae. Gene Ontology annotation, molecular function: protein binding. The transcript has 2 exons. The record is from RefSeq and is a predicted model, not a curated record.